AUGUUUUUAGGUGUAUUUCUUUUAGUUUAUAUAACUUAUCAUUCCUAUAGCAUACAGAAGCUAUUUUUACUUAUUUUUAAGAGGAUUUUUGAUGUAUGGGCUAUCUUUUUUAUGGUGCCUUCAAUGACUUUAUUUUCCAUAUUUCUCAAGUAUAAUUUUUUACCAAAAGAUCAUAUAUGGGAAUAUAGAACUCAUAACGAAUUUGCAAAUUUUGAAAUAAAUAUCUAUUGGGAGGUUGCGAUAAUUUUUGCAAUGAUAUUAUCAUUUCCUUUGCUUUUAUGUUAUGCUAACUUUUCAGGAGAGAUUAGGCACUCUAUUAGUAAAAAAGUAAUAAAUGCAAGGGCGCAUUCAAAAAUAAAUAUUCAAAUUGCCCUUUUUACAUGGUUUUUGCCUAUUUUCUAUGCGAUACUUGCUGAAGAUUAUAUCAUUUAUUUUCAGCUUUCUAUAUUAACUAUUUCAAUACUUUUAUCCAUAGAAACAUUGAUCCUUUUACCUUAUUUUUCAAUUUAUUGCAACUGCGUUCAGCUUCUUCGGCUUUCAUUUAUAGCUUUAGUAUCAUUUUCUUUUAUUUUUGGAUACGCCCUUGAUAACUCCUUAGUUAUUUCUUUUUUAGCAAUAAUUUUAGGACUUUCAUCAAUCAAAAUUACUAUUUUUUUAACACGGAAAUUUUAUUCAAAAAUUAAGCCAGAAAUUCCUACCAAUCUUUCAGAAAUUAAUUCUGAAUAUGACUUAGAAAAAUCACUGAGAUUUGUAUUAUGUUCAAGUGAUAAUGAGCACAAAGAUCAAAUUAUUCAAAUAUUCCAAUCUUUUUUUAUAAAAAAUUAUACCCUCCGAUCUAGACUUCAAGCUAUUUGGAUUGCAAAUUAUUGUAUUUUUGCACUAAAAGAUGAAUCUUUGGCUAAAAUUAAGUUAAGCCAAGUCAAAAAAGUUUCAGACUGGAGUCUUGAAGGGAAAUAUCAAGAAUAUUUAUGCAAUAAAAAUAUAUUAGAAAUAAAUAAAUCAGAAUGUGAACAAUUUAUCAAUUAUUUGCAGCAUUUAAAUUGGAUAAAAAAAGAAGACAAAACGCUAUGCUGAAAUUUAUUGACUUUUUGGGAAGAAAUUACUUCAUUAACGCCAGAUCUCCCUAAAAUAAUCCAAGGCUUAGGCUAUAUCCAUCAUGAGAUUUCCUAUUUAAACACAGCUUAUCAUCAGCUUACUACAAAAUUUUUUAAAUCACGAGAGUCUAUAGCUCUUUAUGCAACAUAUUUAAAAAACAUUUAUUUUGAUAUGGAAAAAUCAGUUCUUCUUGAAGCUAAAUUAAGGUCUUUUGAUAAAAUUGCUGGGAAUGCAGCUUAUGAUUAUUCUAAUUUCAGCUAUUUUAGUGGAGUUAAUGGCAUUUUGAUUUCUUCAGCUGAAGAAGACGAUUUCGGUGAAAUAUUUUUUGCAAAUAAAAAAUUUGGGGAAGUCGUAUACCUUUUUAUAAUACCUAAUAUAUAAUUUUUUAUUUUUUUGAAAAAAUAAAAUUCAUUUUAAUUAAAAAAUACAAUGUCCUCUUCAUUCUAUUAUUGGCAAUAACCUACUUAAUUUUCUACCUUCAAUUUACCAUACAAAAAUUAAAGAAAAUGCCAAUUAUGUGAGUAAUUUUGGCUCAAGCUCAGAAAUAGACCUUACUGAAGGGCUAUUUUUGAUAUCUCCUGCAAAUAUUUUAACAGAAUGCACAGCAAUAUGCUACCUUACUUCAAUUAAUAAUUUCCUGGUCACGUCUAUGACAUUCAAGCCUAUUCUUGCAAAUCACGAAAUUGCUUUAAUAAUGGAAAAUGGGGAAAUUUUUUGCCACAGCAUAAAUUUCUUUAAACCCUGCAGAACUUGUUACGAUUUGCAAGGACUUUUUAUUAAAAAUCUUUUCUCUGACCUAGAAAGCAUAGAUUUACAGGAUUUUGUCCCUUAUCCAGUGCCAGCUUUUCAGAAAGGAGCGUAUGUAGUCCAAGCAUAUAAAGAUUAUCACGUGUUUAAAAUCUAUUACUUGUUAUUAAUAAAUGAUCCUAAUUCCCCCCCUCCGUGAGCGAACAAAAUUAUUUUGUUCGCUCACGGACGGGGGUUAAUUUUUUUUUUUAGAAAUUUUUGAUAGAAUUUUUUUUGUUUGAAAUUUUAAAAAAAUCCUAAUUCGCAAACAAAUAUUUUAAUUUUAAUUGUAAAAUUUAUUAUUUAACGAAAUUUUGAUUAAAAUUAAACAGAAUUAGCUCGAGAUUUCAUGAUACUAGUUAUCACAUAUAUAUCAAUUUUUUUUCAUAAAAAUUUUUCUAUUAAAAACAUUUUUGUUCACUCACGUGUAGGUUUUUGAGCAAAAAAUAGGGAUUUUUCUAAUGGUUUUGUUCGCUCACGGAGGGGGGAGUAAAGAAAUUUUAAAAUGAAAAGGCUUUAUUCAUCACAGUAGCCAUGAAGAAGACCUAUCAAAAAGCAAUGAAAUGGAAAUAAGCUUAUUUAAAGCAUUCGAAGAUGAAGAGAUAAACAUCGCAGAUCACAAUAUUUAUGACACUGAAACAAACUUAGACCCCCACAAAGACUCGAUUUCUCAUAAUUCUUUAGACGCCAUCGAGAACUUUUUAUCAGAAAAAAUAGAAGACGAAAAAUCAAUAAUUUCUCAAGGCUCCCCAAAAUACAGAUUUUUUAAAAUGAUAGGAAUCUCGUCAAGGUCGAUAAAUAUUUUGCAUAUAGCUUUUAUUAUUUCAGUAACCUUUAUAUAGAUUUUAUCUGUUAUUGCUACAAAUAUAGGAGUUUUAUUUUAUGCUAUUUAUAAUGUAGACUAUGUAAGCAAUAUGGAUCUCCCUGUAGCUGUCGGAAAAACAGCAAAACUUUUACAAGCUACUGGGUUUAUUGCACACACAAUUUUCCUUGUUGCGUCUAGUGGGACUCCUUUUGCAGCCCAAAUUGUCAAAAUAAUGACCCCUGGCUUGGCUGGUAAAGUAAUGUCUGUGGAAAGUCUUUAUUUAAAUAUUACACAAGAAUUAGAUAAAUGGGACUAUUGCUCAGGACUUAGCACUUUUACUGAUGAGCAUAUUUCUAUAUGGGAAAUUGAAGGGGAGCCUUAUAAGAAAAAAUCAAAUUUAUUAAAUGCGAUUUCUCAGUUUAUUCGAUAUGUAAAUUUUAUGUAGGGAAACGCAAUUUUACAAAAAUUAAACAGCUCAGAAGAUAUAUCUAAAGAAGUGUCAUUUGUGGAGUUAAAUGGUUUUGGGGAAGCUUUUCAAUUUAGCAAUCAGUCGAUGUAUGAUAUUAUAUCAUGCCAAAAGGAUAUCAUGGACGAUUUUAAGACAAAAAUGCUGAUUUUUUUGAUUUUGGGGGUUGCUGUGCUUGCUAUAUGUGUUUGCUGCAGCUUCAUAUUUUUAGCAAAAAUUAAAAUUCUAAUUGGUUUAUUACUUGAUAAUAAUUUAGAAAAAUAUAUAAAAUAUUUUAUUAUUAUUAGAAAAAAAAUCCUUGCUGCAUGAUUCCUUUCUGCUAUUCUACAAUUAAAAUUGAAAAUAACCUGUGGAACAAUAUAAGAGACAAAACUUUUAACUGCUAUUUUGAGCUCACACAGCUGAGUAUUGAAAGGCUUACAACAGUCCAUUACGAGCCUGAAAUUAUGCUUGAUAACGCUCGUCCUACAAAGAAAAAAUACAAAUUCAAUAUUUAUUGAAAAUAUCUCUGAAGAAUUUCAUUAUAUUUUUUACUAGUUUCUACGUUUUCUAUCAUAAACAUAACUUAUUUCUACGAAAAAUGCACAGAUUAUUUAUCUAAAAGACCUGAAAUAAUAAGAGAUCUAAUAAAUGGGCAAAUCGUAUACACUGGCUUAGGGGUAUGAACGAUUAAAGCUUUUUCAGAUAAUAUGCUAUUAGCCUCAAAUGCUUUAGUUAAUAUUAUUCCUUUUAGCAAUAGUGAAAGUGUGUGACAAGAGACCAUAACAAAAAUCAGCCUUUUUAAAACUCAUUUAAGGCAGCCUAAAUAUUCUUCUAUUUUAUCAGAUGAUUUUAAAAAUGAAUAUUUUGAAAAUGGCAAUGUAGCUUUGUCUGAUGUUUUUAUUUAUGGAAAAAAUACAGGCCAAAAUAUUUUAGAAUUUGAUUCGUAUUUUAUCGUUUAUUCUUACCCGGGUUUUCAAUUGUGGCUGAAUUGAUUAAUAACUUUAGGAAAAUCGUCUGAUAGUUUUGAUGUUCUUACUGAUGAGAUUGAUAAAUAUUCACAAAGCAAAAUUGAUGACCAGAUGAAUAUUAUUUUUAUUGUUCUGGUCGUCUUUAUCAUAAUUUCAAUUUUCAUGUAUCUUGGGCUGUAUUUGAGGUUUUUUAAAAGAGAAAAGAAAUAUUUACAAAAAAUAAAUUCAGUAAUGAGGAUCAUGCCGCAUUAA
Messenger RNA from Blepharisma stoltei, 4354 nucleotides. NCBI's taxonomy places the organism in Eukaryota, Ciliophora, Heterotrichea, Heterotrichida, Blepharismidae. The record is from the annotation of a GenBank genome assembly.